AUGAUCUUCAUAGUAACAAUUAUUUCUAUUUUAACAAUAUCAUCAAGUUUAUCUGAAUUUAUUUCAAUAAAAGAUUCACAAAAUCUUCCACAAGCAAUCAUAAUUGGUGUCAAAAAGUGUGGUACACGAGCUUUAUUAAAAUUUCUCUCAACACAUUCAUCUAUAGCUGCUUCAUCGACAGAAAUACAUUUUUUUGAUUCAUUCAACAAUUUUCAACAUGGUCUUCAAUGGUAUCGAAAACAAAUGCCAAUAACUAAACAUAAUCAAUAUAUAACUAUUGAAAAAACACCAUAUUAUUUUAUUGAUAAAUACACACCAUUACGUAUAGCUAAAGCAUUACCUGAAGUUAAAUUAAUUAUAAUCUUACGAAAUCCAAUUAUACGUGCAAUUAGUGAUUAUGUUCAAAUUAGAAAUCGACAUGAAACUUAUCCCACAUUUGAUGAAUUAAUUUCCUAUACAAAUUUUACUCAAUGGACACCAGUUAAAAUUGGAUGUUAUACGAAGUAUCUAUAUCGUUGGUUAAAAUAUUUCCCAUUGAAACAAAUUCAUUUUGUUAAUGGAGAAAAUUUAAUUCAACGUCCAUGGGAAGAACUGGAAUAUGUACAAAAAUUUUUAAAUAUAUCAAUUAAUAUUCAAGAAAAAGAUUUUUAUUUUAAUUCAAAUAAACAUGGUUUUCCAUGUAUUCGACAAAUAAAUGGAUGUUUAGGUUCAAAUAAAGGUCGACAACAUCCAACUAUUUUAGAAAAAACUCGAGAGAAAUUAAAAGAUUUUUAUUCGAAAUGUAAUGCACAACUUAAACAACUUGCACAGAUCGAUUUUUCUUGGAUUGAAUAA
This is a messenger RNA of Adineta steineri, 834 nucleotides long. NCBI's taxonomy places the organism in Eukaryota, Metazoa, Rotifera, Eurotatoria, Adinetida, Adinetidae. The record is from the annotation of a GenBank genome assembly.